AUGAAACAUGAUAAUGUAUCAGUUAUGUUUAAAUGGUUACUCUUAGAUUUGGGGGAGCAUGGCAGAGAGUGUAAUAGAAUGAUAAUAUUUUGCAGAAAAAGGCGCCACUGCUCAGAUUUGUAUGAAAUGUUCAAAAAUUACUUGGGUGACAAAGCAUAUGACAAGAGUGUGUCACAUUUUAAUAGAUUGUUUGGGAUGUUUCACUCAAAGACAAAUGAGAGUGUGAAACAGCACAUCAUAUCUUCCUUUCAGAACCCCAAUGGUGUUGUGAGAGUUCUAUUCACAACUAUAGCAUUUGGCAUGGGCAUGGAUGUUAAGGGUGUCCACCAGAUUAUUCAUCUUGGUCCAUCCAAUGAUAUAGAUGAAUAUAUGCAGGAAACUGGUAGAGCUGGCAGGGAUGCCAGUGUCAUGGCCAGUGUGGUUUUGGUGAAAUAUCCAGGUUCUUUGCGAAGCUCUCGUAUUAGCAAGUUAAUGAAAGGUUAUUGCAGAAAUGUCUCUUCCUGUCGUAGGAAGUUCAUACUUGCAGAGUUUCAGGAUAAUCCAAAAUCCAGUGCUAUUUUGCAUACCUGUUGUGAUAUAUGUUCUUUAAAAUGUAGAUGCUUGUGCGCUUGUGAUGACGAAGAAUGUUUCUGUGAAUUUGCUUGUUUGUCACCAGAUGAAUACCUUUCAAAAGCAGAGACCAACUUACAAAAGGUUGUUGUUGAUGAAAAGAGUGCGUGUUCUGGCAAGUUCAUAGAUAGCGCUCCUGUUCAUUUGGUGACAAACAUUCAGCGAAAGGCACUAGAAACAUACCUUUUUGAAUACAGGAGUACUUUGCUGAAAUGUAGGAAUGAGAAUGAAAUAUUUGUUGGGGCGGAUAUUGUUACAGGUUUUUCAAGAGCUUUAAUAUCUCAAGUUGUUAAAUAUGUGCAAUUCAUUGAGAACAAGAAUGUACUUCAAUCAAAUUUCUGUUUCUUCUCACCGGUUCAUGUAAAUAGAGUAUGGGACAUUGUUUUAGAGGUGCUUGAAGCAUCUGAUUCUGAUUUACAGAGUGAUGUCUCAGAGUUUGAAAGGAUCAGAUAA
This is a messenger RNA of Saccoglossus kowalevskii, 1062 nucleotides long. Its product is annotated as Bloom syndrome protein homolog. The record is from RefSeq and is a predicted model, not a curated record. Lineage: Eukaryota; Metazoa; Hemichordata; Enteropneusta; Harrimaniidae.